ACGCAAAAGCGAUCUUGAUUAACCUAAUCGAUCGUAUACAGAUUACAGAGACUGCUCUUACGAAUCUAGUGUUUUUACCUUCUCGGCUGUGUGGAUUCCUCGUCCAUACGAAAUUACAAUUCAAAUCGAUCUUUCGUUCCCUCUAUUCUUUCUUCUCAGAUUCUUGAAUAAUUUCUUGAUACUCCUGAACCUUCCAUUCUCUCAAUUUGAAUUCUCUGCGAGCUUUUUCCCCCCUGCAGUGCUUGUUCUUCUAGGGUUCCCUGCUCUCACUCACCACUGAUUCUAUGGAGAAUGCCAAGGAAGCUUGCGGUGAAGCAAAACCUAACCAAGAAAACCUUAGUUCUGCGGUGGAAGCCGAAGCCGGAACUGAUUUGCCUGCUCCUCCGCAGGCUUCGAGGACGCCAUUCACGAACCUCAGCCAGGUCGAUGCAGACCUUGCCCUCGCAAGGACUUUACAGGAACAGGAAAGGGCUUAUAUGAUGUUGAGAAUGAACGGUGAAGUAAGUGAUCAUGGAAGCUCGGAUGCUGGUAGCUAUGCAGAUGAAAAUCAGGAUGACGAUAACGAUGAGGAUGAUGAUCUGGACGAGGACGAAAAUGCUGUGACUGAAGAUGGGGAGGAUGCAUUUGAUGUGCAUCCUCAUGCUGAUGAAGCGGAUGAUGAUCAGGGGAAUGAAUUUGAUAGUGAUGAGGCCUUUGCAAGAGCCCUCCAAGACGCUGAAGAAAGAGAAAUGGCUGUCCAUUUAAUGGCACUCGCUGGGAUAAAUGAAUGGGAGGCCGAAGACACCGAAGACCAUGGUAGUAACUCUCAGGAUACCUGGGAAGAAGUUGAUCCAGAUGAGCUGUCAUAUGAGGAAUUGCUUGCAUUGGGUGAAGUAGUUGGAACUGAGAGCAGAGGACUUUCUGUUGAAACUAUUGCCUCCUUGCCUUCGGUUAAUUACAAAGCACAAAGCAGUCAGGAUGGAAGCACAGAACAGUGUGUUAUCUGCCGUUUGGACUAUGAGGAUGGUGAUGCCUUGACUGUGCUUUCAUGCAAGCAUUCAUACCACUCAGAGUGCAUAAACAAUUGGCUUCAAAUAAAUAAGGUGUGCCCUGUUUGCAGUGCCGAGGUCUCUCUUUCGGGAAGCAGGUAGGAUGACAAGUUUCUUAUGAUUCAUUUAUGUAGCUGCGAUUCAUGUGCCACUCAACAUGCGGAGCAUGGCUUUGGUUUUGGACACACCGCUCGCUUAUCCAAGUGUAUUCUCGCAAAUCUCUUUUCUCAUCCUUUGUAAGCUCAAUCCGACCCCCACCUCUCCCACCCCAACCGGGAAAAGAAAAAAGAAAAAAUCCCUGGCUAGCCUACUUUGCAAUGCAGAUGGUAACAAGAAUUCUGAUUUAGAUGCAUCAAUACUGUGGUUGUGGCGGGCUAAGUGGACAAUGGUGCAUCCAUGAAGAGGGGUAUACAGAAUUAGUGGUCCUAGCGUUUUUGUGCACAUGAUGCGUGAUUUAUGCGAUUCAGUACAAUUGCCUUCUUGUUGCCCUGAUGUGGCCAAUAAAAUAUAAAUGAGGCAAAGGCAAUAGGUUUCCUCCAGACACCACUAACACACAAAAAAAAAAAAUGACAUUUGUCUUUUGGCAAUACUUCUGCCAUGUAUUUGUGGGUGACAGUUAAAUUUUUUUUCUAUGGUGUCUAAUAUCACCUCAAGUUUUGGUCACUACUAGGCUCAAAACCAAAGAUUUUAAAUUGUUUGGCAAGUUUGAUGUUUUGAAAUAAAGAAUGGUGAAUUAUUAGUCA
Messenger RNA from Macadamia integrifolia, 1771 nucleotides. Its product is annotated as E3 ubiquitin ligase BIG BROTHER-related-like. Bases 285 to 1130 code for a protein of 281 amino acids. The record is from RefSeq and is a predicted model, not a curated record. The transcript has 7 exons. Lineage: Eukaryota; Viridiplantae; Streptophyta; Magnoliopsida; Proteales; Proteaceae.